AGAAACAAGCAGGGGUGGGAUAGGCAAGGGGGCAGAGGAAGGGGGAGCUUCGAGAGAGGGUUCCAAGGCAGAAGCCCACAUGGGCACAAUGCAAUCACAGCAGGCCCCAUGAGCCUGCAGAACCAGAAGCCCCAAGGGGAGGUCCUCUGUCUUGGCCUCACUGUCGGUGUCCGCCUCCUGCCUGAGCUUCUGGGAGCCCACGACGGAGCAGCCAAAGCCUGAGGAUCUGUGAGCAGCUCCAGGUCAGCCAGGGAACAAGGUGGUGAGCAGUGAGAACAGCACUAGCCCUCACUGGAUCAGCUGGAGGGCUUUAGGGUCUCUAGGAUGCGGGCUCCAGGUGCAGGUUCGGCUUCCGUGGCCUCUCUGGUGCUGUUAUGGUUGCUCGGACUGCCAUGGACCUGGAGCACGGCGGCGGCUCUCGGCGUGUACGUGGGCGGCGGCGGCUGGCGUUUCCUGCGCAUCGUCUGCAAAACCGCGAGGCGGGACCUCUUCGGCCUCUCCGUGCUGAUACGCGUGCGCCUGGAGCUGCGGCGGCACCAGCGCGCACGCCACACCAUCCCGCAGAUCUUCCAGGCGGUGGUUCAGCGGCAGCCCGAGCGCCUGGCGCUAGUGGACGCGGGCAGCGGUGUGUGCUGGACCUUCGCGCAGCUGGAUGCCUACUCCAACGCUGUGGCCAACUUGUUCCGCCGGCUGGGCUUCGCGCCGGGUGACGUGGUGGCCAUCUUCAUGGAGGGCCGGCCUGAGUUUGUGGGGCUUUGGCUGGGCCUGGCCAAGGCAGGUGUGGAGGCCGCGCUGCUCAACGUGAACCUGCGGCGGGAGCCCCUGGCUUUCUGCCUGGGCACCUCGGGCGCCAAAGCCCUGGUCUUCGGAGGGGAGCUGGCGGCGGCGGUGGCGGAGGUGAGCGGGCAGUUGGGCAAGAGCCUGGUCAAGUUCUGUUCUGGAGACGUGGGGCCUGAUGGCGUCUUACCGGACACCCAACUCCUGGACCCGCUGUUGAAGGAGACCUCCACAGCCCCCCUGGUGCAGCUCCCUGGCAAGGGCAUGGAUGAUCGACUCUUCUACAUCUACACGUCGGGGACCACGGGGCUGCCCAAGGCUGCCAUCAUCGUGCACAGCAGGUACUACCGCAUCGCGGCAUUUGGGCACUACUCCUACAGCAUGCAGGCAGCAGAUGUGCUCUACGACUGUCUGCCCCUGUACCACUCGGCAGGGAACAUCAUGGGCGUGGGUCAGUGUCUCAUCUAUGGGCUGACGGUGGUCCUGCGCAAGAAGUUUUCAGCCAGCCGCUUCUGGGAUGAUUGCGUCAAGUACAACUGCACGGUGGUCCAGUACAUCGGGGAGAUCUGCCGCUACCUGCUGAAGCAGCCGGUGCGCGAGGCGGAAGGACGGCAUCGUGUGCGCCUGGCAGUGGGCAACGGGCUGCGGCCGUCCAUCUGGGAGGAGUUCACGGAGCGCUUCGGCGUCCGCCAGAUCGGCGAGUUCUACGGGGCCACCGAGUGUAACUGCAGCAUAGCCAACAUGGACGGGAAGGUUGGUUCCUGUGGCUUCAACAGCCGCAUCCUGCCCCACGUGUACCCCAUCAGGCUGGUGAAGGUCAACGAGGACACCAUGGAACUCCUGCGGGAUGCCCAGGGCCUCUGCAUCCCGUGCCAGACCGGGGAGCCCGGCCUCCUCGUGGGUCAGAUCAACCAGCAGGACCCGCUGCGUCGCUUUGAUGGCUACAUCAGCGAGAGUGCCACGAACAAGAAGAUCGCCCACAGCGUCUUCCGCAAGGGUGACAGCGCCUACCUGUCAGGUGACGUGCUGGUGAUGGAUGAGCUGGGCUACAUGUACUUCCGGGACCGCAGCGGGGACACCUUCCGCUGGCGUGGGGAGAACGUCUCCACCACUGAGGUGGAAGGCGUGCUAAGCCGCCUGCUGGGCCAGACAGAUGUGGCUGUGUAUGGAGUGGCUGUGCCAGGAGUAGAGGGCAAAGCAGGCAUGGCGGCCAUCGCAGACCCCCUCGGCCAGCUGAGCCCGAACGCGCUGUACGAGGAGCUGCAGAAGGUGCUGGCGCCCUAUGCCCGGCCCCUCUUCCUGCGCCUCCUGCCCCAGGUGGACACUACAGGCACCUUCAAGAUUCAGAAGACCCGGCUGCAGCAUGAGGGCUUUGACCCACGCCAGACCUCGGACCGGCUCUUCUUCCUGGACCUGAAGCAAGGCCACUACCUGCCUCUGGAUCAGGGUGUCUACACCCGCAUCUGCUCAGGCGCCUUCGCCCUCUGACACUCCUGUGUUGGCCCAAGACUCCACACCAGGCCCAGCGAGCAAGGCGGGCUGGAGCCAGACGGACAGCCCUGGUCUGUCCUGGGGCAGAGAAGCCGGAUCGCAGGAGGAGCCCUUAUUUCCCGGCUUCCUCCUUCUCCUCUCCACCAGCUGGCUGCCCCCGCCUGUCUUCCACUCCUGUGUCUGUGUGUCUGUCUGUGCUCCCUGCUUCUGGGCCUCCCCGCUGUCCCUGACUGCCCUCCCCUCUUCCUCCAUCUCUCCUCUCCUGCCCACUUCCUGCCAAAAGUAGAACAGACGUUUCUGGGAGCUGCAGUCUGUGUGGGGGCCCACAGCUGUCCUGGGGGCCUCUGUGGGUCCUCCCUCGGAGGGUGGUAAACCCAGAGUGGGGCCGCUCCACCUCCCUCUCAGCUGUGCCUUAUUAACAAACCCCACCCAGCCCAGCCCUCCCUAGGCUGCUGGAUGCCAGGACAUUGUAGCCCUGUAGGAGUUCCAGGCAGCCCCUCUGCCUUCCUUGCUGAAUGAGGAGCUAGGGAUGGUCUGUCUGGACAACCUGGGUUCAAGGGAGCCUCAGCCCAGGGCCCUUCGGGUCAGCAGGGAAUCUGCCCAGCUGGGCCAAUUGCCUUUUGCACUUCCUGUCCCUGGUGGCUCUCGCUUCUCUUGCCUGCAUUUCCUGAUGCCCCAGAAACUUCUGGAACUGACUGUGACCACUUGGAUGUUGCUCCUGCCCAGUUGUCACCAUGGAGCUCCUGCUGGAGGGGACCUGAAGAUGGCCCUGUGUGGCUGCUUGGCCCACUGCUCAGAUGCUUACACUGGAGGAGGCCUCUUGGGGACCCCACCUGCCGUGGCUGCUGGCAGGACCCAGGGGGAUGGCAGCAGUGGAUUUGGGGGAGCUGCCAGGUCAGGGGUGGCCUCUGAGAUGCCCUCAGGGGUUCCUGCCCCAUUGACUGUUCCCCUGACCUUGCUAGUGACAACUUGGAACCUUGGUUGGUGACAUCCCAAGACCACCCCGCCAGGACAGCCCGGACCUUCCCAUCAGCUUUGUCGGUGGCUCAUCCCAGACACCCAUCGGUGGGGCUGGCCACCCAGACUGCUCCCCGUCCCUCCCUCUGGCAGCACCGUCCGGCAGCUAGAACAGCAAGGCCAGUAGCAAAUGACCCCGUGCUGUUUCGCAUGGGCCUUUUCAAGCACUGAGGUUUUGUUUGCUCGUUGAGUUUAAGAAAUAAACCUGCAGAGCGUCUGGUGCCUGAUAGGAGCUCAGUCACUCACCUUUUGUCCCCAUGUGGCCCAGAACUCUGUGAGUUUCAGACAGCAGGCCCCUCCCAGGGAACACAUGGUUAGUCGCCAGACAUGGGCAAAACACACUCGGCCUUUACUGACAGCUCCUGUUGCCUCUUCUCCAGCCUGCAAGGUCCAAGGUCUGGGGACUGGGUAGGGGGUGGAGGGGCCACGGGUUAGAGUUCUUACCACCUCCCUACAGCCUCUGGGUUCUGGCAGGUGCACAGGAUGGCCCGGGACAGAUGGUAUGUCCCAGCAGGUCUGGCCGCCCCUCUCUGGGGGGCCAGCAUGUGUGGCUGUAGCUCUGAGUGAGAACCACCAGGCCUGCGAGGGUAACUGUCUGAGCUGGGAUUUGAACCCAGGACAUUGAGCUCCAGAGUUCAUCUUCUCAGCUUCCUCCUCCAGAAUUACAAUGUCUGUCUUAUCUUGUCUUCAAAGGAGAGAGGAAGAAAAUCUUAUGAAAAUUGCUAGGUGCUAGGUGGGAGCACCCAGGGGGUGACUCUGGGGAUGGAUGGGGGUUGGAUGAGUCCUGGACCAGCCUAAGAAUGGAUGAACUAUUGUUGUGGGGUGCUGGUCCUUCACUGCCCACAGUGCAAGGAAGGUGAUGCCAGGUAGAGCCUUUGAGUUGCCCAGUGAAGGUGAGAAAGAUAUGUCGUGGUGGGGAUGGAGGCCCCUGGUGUGCUGAUAAGCAAGUGCAUUCCAGGUAACAUCCCUUCAGACAUCCGACCACCUCCAAAGGUGUCAUCAUGGUCCCUGUUGAACAAAUGAGGAAACAGAAGACACAGGGAGGGGAAUGAAGUCAUUGUCAGGGGCUCUGGCGAGGAAGUGGUCUAGUGGGGACCCUUCUCAUUGCAAAGUCAGUCACUCUAGCUGCAACAAUGUAAGAAGUUCUCUCCAGACCAGCAAGAAAAUAAUCCCGAUGACUCUUC
Capra hircus (goat) is the source of this 4469-nucleotide messenger RNA. RefSeq names its product solute carrier family 27 member 1 (gene SLC27A1). The record is from RefSeq and is a predicted model, not a curated record. The transcript has 13 exons. The coding region runs from base 325 to 2265 and encodes 646 amino acids. Gene Ontology annotation, biological process: phosphatidylcholine biosynthetic process; response to cold; positive regulation of protein serine/threonine kinase activity. Gene Ontology annotation, cellular component: mitochondrial inner membrane; plasma membrane. NCBI's taxonomy places the organism in Eukaryota, Metazoa, Chordata, Mammalia, Artiodactyla, Bovidae. Gene Ontology annotation, molecular function: long-chain fatty acid transmembrane transporter activity; fatty acid transmembrane transporter activity; long-chain fatty acid-CoA ligase activity.